Molecule: messenger RNA, 1163 nt
Organism: Osmia lignaria (orchard mason bee)
Lineage: Eukaryota; Metazoa; Arthropoda; Insecta; Hymenoptera; Megachilidae
Product: pleckstrin homology domain-containing family J member 1
Biological process (GO): retrograde transport, endosome to Golgi; endosome organization; receptor recycling
Cellular component (GO): early endosome; trans-Golgi network; recycling endosome
Source: RefSeq, a predicted model, not a curated record
CGCUAUUUCAAAUACUGUGCUAGUUGACGUUGACGUUUAGUAACGCGUAAGCAUCAUUAUCAUUAGUGGUUUAUAAUUAUGAGUUUUAACGAUACAUGAUUUUAAUAUAUAAAUUGUAAUAAAUAAAAUUAUUGAAAUCUAUGAAAAGUGAUAAGAAAACAGUGGAGUGUAGAAUGAAUGAUGUGAUAAUAAUUGGCAGUAACUUUCGGGUGCAAAGUUUUUAACAAAAUGUGGUUAAAGUAAUCACUAAUAUGAAUUACAUAUAUAUUUUUACUAUAUACAAUCUAAGAAUUCGUUUAGUGUAAAUGAUUUUUUAAUCAUCAUGAAAUUCAAUGAGAAAGAACUUGCAGAAGCAAGCAGUGGUCCUGCCGAUCUUGAAGGUCGUUUAAAUCAUAAACGAGCUCACAAGUCAGGAUUUAAAGAGAAAUGGUUUAAGUUAAGAUGCAAUUUAUUAUUUUACUUUAAUAUUAACGAAUUAGGACAGAUCGACAGAAGACAACCAGCAGGUGUAAUUAUAUUAGAAAAUUAUAGCAUUAACACCGAUGCUGCAUCUGAAGGAGUAUUUGCAUUUAGUAUAGCAUUUCGAGAUGAACACGAGAAGAGACACGUUUUAAGUGGCCGUUCAGAAUCUCAAGUGGAACAGUGGGUUAAUGCGCUUAAGCAAGCAAGUUAUGAACAUUGGAGAUCUCGUUUAAUAAUGCUUCAAGAAAAGUUGUGUAAGAAAACAGGGAAAGAUCCUUUGCUUAUGUAUCCAAGAAAUCAGGGAAUAAUUAGAGAUGAAGCUUGGGACUCUGCGCCAACUUUCCGAUCUCAUGUACGUUCCUUUACUACGUCAGUUGUAACGACAACUGCAUUAAAUACAGUAACGAAAGAAAUGAAUUUAAUUGAAUUUUAAAUUAAGUAAUGUCCUUUUAAUAAUAUUCUUAUGAUAUAUUUCAAAAACUAAAUAAUAUUCAAGUAUAUAAAAAUUGCAUACAAAUAAAAUGAAAAAAUGUAGAUUUGCAGAAUAAAACACAAAUUACUGCAAAAAAAGAUGGUAAGUCUACUUUGUUUGAUGCAGCUAAUAUAUAACUUGUAUUAUUUUUAUGUGUAGAAUUAAUAACUCUAUAACACUUUAUAUUAGUAUUAUUAAAGUGAUGCGAACGUAUUGAAUAUUAUUUAUA